UAUUUGGUUGACAUUGACAGUUUCUAAUAUUGUAUCUAAUUGUGGGUAUACAAAUAAUAAAUCAGUUAUGCUUUGACUUGAGUUGAUGUUGUAUCUUUUAAUGGCGACUGAGUAAAAUUAAGUGAUUGUAGUGAAAUAUGGCAGCCAAUAUGGCUCAUGUGAUGUUUCCUGGACCAUUUAACCCCAAGACUGAUAAGUGGAGUGAAUAUAAGGACCGUUUGCUGUGUGCCCUUGAUGUGGCAGGGAUUGGUAACAAUGACCUUGACAAAGCUCGUUCUGUGUUUUUGUCUCAGUGCGGCAAAGAGACUUAUUCACUUAUUGCGUCGUUAUUAGUGCCUAUUCGUCCGACGAGUGUGCCUUUUAAAAACAUUUUGGAGGUUUUGGACAAAUUUUAUGAGCCUGAAGUGAAUGAAAUAUUGCAAGCCGGGAAAUUUCAUAAAUGCGUACAAUCCAAAGACGAAAGCGUGCAAGAGUUUGUGGCGGCUAUCAGUUUAUUAGGCGCCCAGUGUAAUUUUGUGGAUUUGAAACGUCAGUUACGGGAUAGACUUGUGUUGGGGGUGCGCGACGAGCGCCUGCGCCGCGAACUAUUGAAGGCCAAGGACCUCACGUACGAGUCCGCGGUGCAACAGUGCCUCAACUAUCAGGCGACGUUUCACGAUAUGUAUCCUGAACCUGUCAUCAACUCAAAGCUAACUCCAUCCACGUCUAGCGAGCCAAUGGAUAUUGGUAAAAUUCAGUCUGACGACUGUCGACACUGUGCCCGGCGUCAUAAAGUGAAUGAGCAAUGCCCUUUUAUGAAGGCUAGGUGUUUCUAUUGCAAGAAAUAUGGACACAUUGCGGCUGCUUGUUUAAAGAAAAAUGCAAAGGUGCACCAGGUGGGAUGUGAUUGUGCAGAAGGAGCCAAGGACGAUGUGAAUGUUGGUUCAGAGCAGAUGAUGGGUAUAUACAAGUGCACGGAGAGUUAUCGGCCGCCGAUUACAGCCGAUCUCUUGAUUGAUGGCGCAUCUAUUAACAUGGAGAUAGACUCCGGUGCCUCUCGAACCAUCAUGCCUGAAGAAACGUAUAAGAAGCUUUGGUACACGCCUCCCCCUCUGAAGUCGACGGAUGUGAAGCUCGUGACGUGGACCCGUGACCCGUUGAAGGUGUUGGGGGCCACACACGUUCGUGCAAGACUGGGCAAUAAAGAAGCUCAGUGUGAACUCUUGGUGGUGUCUGGCAAAGGCCCCUGUCUAUUAGGUCGAAACUGGUUUGAAGCCUUGGGCUUAGAAAUCUCGGGAAUUUGUUGGUCUGACGGUGAGGUAGAUAAUUUAGUCAGUCAGUUCCCAGAUUUAUUUAAAGAGACUCUCGGUGAAUAUAAGGGUCCCGCAAUAUCGUUGCAUGUUCGAGCGGACGCUAAUCCUCGUUAUUUGAAAGCGCGGCCGGUGCCCUUUCCCUUGAAGCAUCAAGUUGAAGAAGAAUUGAGGCGCAUGAUUGAUGCCGGUGUUCUCACUCCUGUCAGACAUUCAGACUGGGCAACACCGUUGAGGUUGGUGAAGAAAGACGAUGGGUCUCUGCGGAUUUGCGGAGAUUAUAGGUCUACGGUCAACCCUGCAAUUGAGGUCGAUACAUACCCACUCCCAGCAGCGGUUGAAUCUUUUGUGAAGCUCAGUGGCGGGCGAGUUUUCAGUAAAUUGGAUUUAAAACUAGCAUACCUGCAGCUGAAAGUUGAUGAGGACACGGCGAAGCUUUUAACACUCAACACACCACUGGGAUUGAUGAAAAUGAACAGAUUAGCGUUCGGAGUGAAUGCAGCGCCCGGUAUAUUUCAGAGAGUAAUGGCCAAUGCACUAUCAGGCCUCGAGGGAGUGGCCUGCCUGCUUGAUGACGUGGCCGUAGCGGGGAGAACCCUGACUGAGCACAAUGAGCGUUUGGUUGCAGUUCUUAAAAAACUAAACGACUUAGGGUUUCAUUUGAAUCCGAAAAAGUGUGUAUUUGCUACAAACUCGAUCCACUUUUUAGGCCAUAUGAUUGAUGCUGAAGGCCUGCACCCAUCGCCCUUGAAAGUCAAGGAAAUUAAAGAAAAGCCUGUCCCAACUAAUAAAGAGUCUUUGAGAGCGUUCUUAGGCUUGUAUAACUUUUAUGAGAAGUUUAUCCCGGGCAAAUCAACAAUACUGGAACCGUCGUAUCGACUAUUGGAGGCAAAAAGACCCUGGUCUUGGGGUGAAGCCGAGAAUACAGCAUUCGAGCGAGCAAAAGAACUGUUGUCUUCUGGUUUGACUCUGGUUAAUUAUGAACUUGACAGGGAAUUAUUACUUAUUUGUGACUCUUCCAGCUAUGGCGUAGGGGCUAUUAUUGCUCAUGUGAUGGAUGACGGUACGGAGAGACCUAUCAUGAUGGCUUCUAGGACGCUGCAGCCGCAUGAAAGAAGAUAUGGGCAAAUAGACAAAGAGGCCCUAGCUAUAGUUUUUGGAUUGACUAAAUUUCACGAGUUUUUGGCAGGUCGCAAAUUUUGUAUUAUUACCGACCAUAAGCCGUUGUUGGGAUUGUUUAACCCAAAGAAACUAAUACCGGAUCAGAUUUCGCCGCGAAUGUUACGUUGGGCAUUAAAAUUGAGUGCUUACGAGUAUGACAUUCAGUAUAGACCUGGGAAAUCUUUGGGUAAUGCAGACGCCUUAAGUCGAUGGACAGCUGAUGCGACUGCGGUGGACAUUGAAAAGACCGUUAGGGAAGUAUUAUUGCUCGAAGACCAACCAGAAGGAUGGAAUCUUGAUGCGUGCACGAUCUCAAGAGAAACGAAAAGAGAUACGCUCUUACAGAAGGUGUUAUUCCACGUUCUCCACGGUUGGCCGCGUUCUAACAUAGAUCCUGAGUUGCAGCCAUUUUGGACGAGAAGGGAGGCUCUUUCACACAGUAAAGGGUGUUUACUGUGGUGCAACAGAGUGAUCGUGCCUACGUCACUCCAGAGUGACGUACUGAAAAUAUUGCACGCCCCACACGCAGGCAUAGUUCAGACUAAGGCGUAUGCAAGAGGAUACGUCUGGUGGCCGGCAAUGGAUCAGCAGAUUGAACGGCAAGUGGCGGAAUGUGAGCAGUGCCAGAUGGUGAGGAACAACCCACCGCGAGACCCGCAAACUUGGAUUAUUCCCGAAAAGCCUUGGAGCCGCGUUCAUGUUGAUUUCGCUGGGCCAUUCCAAGGCAAAACAUUUCUAGUUUUGAUCGAUAGUUACAGCAAGUGGUUUGAGGCUGAGAUUAUGCCUUCAAUGGCCAGUGAGGCAGUGAUUGCAAGUUUGCGGAAAAUAUUUGCUUCUCAGGGCUUACCGGAUGUCUUGGUCUCAGAUAAUGGCAGGAAUUUCACUUCUCGAGAAUUUAAUACAUUCCUGAGGAAUAAUGGGAUUAAGCACUUGUAUUCCCCACCUUAUCAUCCCGCAUCAAAUGGCCAAAUUGAGAGGGCCAUUCAGACAUUUAAAAACAAACUUAGGAAAAUGGCCGAGGAGAGCAGACCUUGGUCAGAAAAAUUGCCAAAAGUCUUGUAUGCAAUGAGAACUGUACCGAACAGUUGCACCAAUAAGACACCUGCAGAAAUGUUAAACGGACGCCGGUAUAGAACAGCCGUGUCGUCCCUGCACCCGGACACAACCCCAACUAAUGCCGACGAGCAGCUGGAGGCGGCGGCACAGCGCACACCAUCUCGGACUUUUGUUGUUGAUCAGCCAGUAUUGGCUCGUAUGUAUGGGCCAGGCGAGAAAUGGCAGAGAGCAGUGAUCGAGAUGGUAGAAGGGCCCAGCGCGUAUUUAGUGAGGACGGAAGAUGGUGAGCUACAUCGUCGUCAUGUGGAUCAGUUGGUUGGACGAGCAGUUGCAACGGAACCAAGACCUGCUUCUGUGAGACAAACACAGGCGUCGAGUUCUACAUCAACAUCUUCCGACCCUCCUAUUGUCCUUCCACCACCUGAACAGUGGCCAGACAUUAUUGGCAUCCCAAUUACUGAUUAACUCAUUAUUAUUUUUAAUUAUGUGAAUUCUUUAGUUUUGUUUUGUCUUUUGAUUAUGGUGGAAAGGUAUAUUGUGUAUUUGGUUGACAUUGACAGUUUCUAAUAUUGUAUCUAAUUGUGGGUAUACAAAUAAUAAAUCAG
This is a messenger RNA of Ostrinia furnacalis (Asian corn borer), 4111 nucleotides long. RefSeq lists its product as uncharacterized. NCBI's taxonomy places the organism in Eukaryota, Metazoa, Arthropoda, Insecta, Lepidoptera, Crambidae. Bases 138 to 3971 code for a protein of 1277 amino acids. The transcript is spliced from 2 exons. Gene Ontology annotation, molecular function: nucleic acid binding. The record is from RefSeq and is a predicted model, not a curated record. Gene Ontology annotation, biological process: DNA integration.